This is a messenger RNA of Salvelinus fontinalis (brook trout), 1152 nucleotides long. Its product is annotated as EF-hand domain-containing family member B-like. The record is from RefSeq and is a predicted model, not a curated record. The transcript has 10 exons. Lineage: Eukaryota; Metazoa; Chordata; Actinopteri; Salmoniformes; Salmonidae. Gene Ontology annotation, molecular function: calcium ion binding. Bases 1 to 1104 code for a protein of 367 amino acids.
AUGGACGGUGGAUUAGUGACCAACCCACCACCUAAGACCAUCUAUCAACAGAGGUUACAUCAGCUCUGGUAUUCCACCAAUCAAAAAGCCCCCCUGGGCAGGUCACGUGAUCAGAGCCCUGGGCUUCCAAAUUGGUUCGACACCGACACCGGCAAAGCCACAUUUGGUGUGAAAUCCCCCAAAACUGCAGCUGCAGGUGUUAUUAUCAACCCACCUAAAAGCGCGGAGCAGGUGGAGACAGAGGCUCAGGAGGGACACCAGUCUUAUAUCCGCUCCCACAAUGCCUACUUUGUCGGUGAACAGGUUGAUAGGAAAUACAAGUGGGGCAGUUAUGGAAAGGACGGCAGGUUCGGAGUGCCUACUCCCCACCACAACGAUGGACGCAGUGUCUCCAAAUCUCUCCACUGGUUGUGUGAUUCCCAUACUCAUAAGAGUGCAAAGUUUGUUUCUCAGAGAUGUGAUGACAGGGAAAGGAUACAGCCACAGAUUGGCAAAGUGCAUCACCCUAUAUGUUCCAGACCUAAAGUGCCAGCAGGUCAUACAUAUGGAAUCUUGAUGCGGCCAGAGGACUUUGGUGCGGGUGACCUUCUCCACUCCACCCCUCCAGCAGAGUACCAGAAAGGCACAGACAGACAGCGCACCCUGGUCAGUGCUGUACACCAGCACCUCAAGAAGGUCAACUUCCACAACUUUAACUCCCUGCUGCAGGCCUUCAGGCACGACGACAAGAAGGGUCAGGGUGUGAUCGACGGGGAGGACCUGCAGGACGUGUGUCAUCAGUUUAACCUGGACCUGAGUGGGCCGGUGCUGGAUGACUUGAUGGAGUACUGUGACAUGGACAAAGAUGGACUCAUCAACUUUCAGGAGUUCGCCAACUUCCUCAACUGGAAGGACAAAAUGCCCAUCAGUAAAGUGGAGCAGCGUAUUCUGACCAGUGAGUGUAAGAUCAGCACAGCCCCAGAUAACAUGCAGAGAAAGGCUCUCCCUGUGAGACCUGCAGCCUCAGAGGCUUUGGCCAGACCGGAGGACCGGGAACCUGCAGAGGUGGGCAGCACGCUGAAGAAUAGAUAUUUAGGUGAAAGAUGCAUGAUGAAUUUGAAAUAAUUCCCACACUUCUCAAAAACAAUUCAGGGAGGGAAAAUUCUCUGAGAU